AUGCUCUUCACUACCCUCCUGAAAGCUUGCCUCUGCGCCUUCGCUCUUCCUGCAGUCUCUGCCGCUGUGGUUGGAGCGAGCCUCGAUCUUCGCGCUCAGGGAGAUCCUGCGGCGUCGCUCAUUCUGGAACCCAGUGUCCAUCCAGAUGUCGACCGGUCAGCCCUCGGACACCUGAAGGCCGCAAAGGAGAAUUCGAUGUACUACGCCACUCCGAAAGGGCCUGGAAUGAAUGCUGCCACCGUCAUUCAACUGUCCCACCUGUACCCAGCGGUUAACCUCGAGAAAUCCCACUUUGUCUCUUCCGUCUCUUGCGGAAUUGACAGUAAAACGAUUACAAUCACCUUCAACGACGCGACGGCCUACCAAACAGCACUGUCCGACUGGUCAUCACAUGCGGGUUCCAAUUUCCUCCUCAUUUCUUACGUCGAUGGAUGUGGAUCAGGCACGGACACACUAGAACGCUCGUUCCAUCUCGUAUCUCGUAUCGUUUCUUCGGAUUCAUCCAAGCGCGUGAUCGUCUGCGCGUCCGAGCCGCUCGAGUUUCACGAGACUCUGCAUCCUCAGCAGGAGAUCCGCGUCCACACGGCGACGUUCACGUCAAGCCCUCGUUCCCAUGGCGGACAUGCCGUGCAAGCACGGGAACAGGGCCAAGUCUCGAAGCGCGGCUUUUUCGGUAAUGUCCUGGGGGCACUCAGCGGCGGAGUUCUCGGUGGGGUCGCCGGUGGAUCAGCCGUGCUCGGCGCAGGUGCUACGGCAGCUGGAGAACAAUUUGUCAAGGCUAUCACACCAUUCAGCGUGAAACAGACGGCUACGGUGCAAACGAGUUCUUCAAAACUGGUUCCUUUCAACGCAACCUUUGACGAGGACGAUGACUCGUAUCGGUUGUACUACAAGAAGUUUGGCAAAAACAAGAAGAACGUGGACUCGUCGAUCGAGUUGUUCUGUGUGGGAUGUGGAGUCGACGUCAAGAUCUUGCUCACGGCGAAUUUGGUCGGAAAUCUCGAUGAGGGAUUCACCACCGCGACCGUCGCUCUGAACACCACAUUGACGGCAAAACUUGUUCUUGGGGUUAAGGCCAAUUACAAAUACGAAGAUACAAAGGCUCUCCUUGAGUCCAAGUAUCCGAUUCCAGACGCUGCGAUCAUCGUGCCUAAGAUUCUGGAGCUUGGUGCAUUCGUCGUCCUGGACAUCGGAGCAGACUACUCGCUCGACCUCAAUGGCAAACUUGCCGCCGGAUUCAUCUGCACUUGGAAGAACGUCGGCGCAACCCUGGACUUCGUCGACUACCAACAGUCACGGAGCUUCGGAGAUUGGAGCAUCAGCAACGCAUGUAAGCGGGUUCUGGACGCGGAGGUCACGAUUACUGCGAUUUUGGAGCCAUUCAUCCAGCUCUCGCUGCAAGUCCGGACGUCGAUUCUGCCGGGUGUGACCAAGAAACUGACGGGGGCGGUGGCUCUGGGCGAGCGUGUCGGGUUGAAGCUCAACGCGACUGUUUCGACGAACAAGAACGGGCAGUGUCCGUCGCUCGAUCCGAGACUUUCGGGAGCCCUUACCAGUGAGCUGUUCGUGUCGGCAACGGUGGGUAAGAAGGACUACAAGAAGGAUCUGCACACGUACGAGCAUGAACUGUUCGAUGUGUGUAUUCCACUUCAUGGUAAACGCGAAGAGAUCGCCUCGAUUGGGGAAGAGAUUCAGCUCCCCCGUGAUUCGUCCGAUGCCCCGACGACCAUCUUCUGGGAUACUAUCGGAGAGAGAAUUAUCUGGGAGGGCAACCGCGUCUACGUCACAGAUUAUACAUUUGAGGACGAGGCGGAGACACAACCUGCUUGGCUGACUCAACAGGGCGUCACUUACGCGGCAACAAACGGAGAUAUUAUUUGUGCAUCGAAGAAGAUGUUGAAGACGGAGGGUCUAGCGUUCCUAGAGACGCGUGCCACUCUUCCAAAAGACUAUGUUCAACUCGCGCUCGGCUUCCCGCCCACAGAGAACAGCUUCCUGCUCGCAGCGAGCCAGGACAACGAGCUGUUCAUCAUCACUGCAUGCUUCCUUAACAACGGCGAGGGACUUAUUUAUGUCAGCAAUUACACCACUGGCUUGCCCACGGGCGCCAUCAAGAAGUCGGUCGCGCAACAGCUCUUCGCCGGAGACGAGGACCCCUUCUGUGGCACGCCUUAUCUGACAAGACAGAUUUGAUUUUCUUCGAAGUUACAUAGUUAUUGUAUUGUGACGUAGGAAGAUAUCGCAUGCGCGUAGCGCAGACAACAACCGAAUGUUUUCCGUGCAACUUCG
Mycena citricolor is the source of this 2289-nucleotide messenger RNA. The record is from the annotation of a GenBank genome assembly. Lineage: Eukaryota; Fungi; Basidiomycota; Agaricomycetes; Agaricales; Mycenaceae.